UCGCGGAGCAUGAUGGGAAAAUCCUCCUUCCCUUGGCCAUGGCGCGCACCUGCCCCGCGGCGCCAGCCGGCUCCGGCACCCGGCUGUGCGGGUCCGGGAAGUCCAGCGCGUGCCGCGGUUUGGGCGGCGGCGGCGGCGGCGGAGGGGCCGCGCCUGGGGCACAGCAGUGAGUGAGCCUCCCGCCGGCUCCUGCCCGGCUCCCGCCGGCUCCGCGGCCAUGGCGUCCCAGGUGCUUCAGCUGCUACGGCAGGGCGUGUGGGCCGCGCUCACGGGCGGCUGGUACCACGACCCGGAGCACAGCAAGUUCACCAACAGCUGCCACCUCUACCUGUGGCUGUUCCUGCUCCUGCUGCCGCUGGCCCUGCACCUGGCCUGCCCCCCGAGCGUCCUCACUGUGCUGUUCUACUGCGGCUCUGUGACCGUCUUCUUCGCCCUCAUCAAGCUCCUCAGCUACCGCCUGCACCUCAUGUUCGAUGAGGGAGAGGUGGUCCAGCACCGAGCCCCGAGACACAGGGACGAGCGGAGGCCGGAGGGGAAGGCCGGAUGCCAGCACGCCGCCAGGCACAAGAGCGCCAGUGACAGGCGGAUUCACAGCAGCAAGAAGGAGGAGCUGCAUGGGAGCCUGGCCACACCGGCCACACCACCUCUGCAUGGCAGCUCCCGGGGCAGCGUGCACUCCCAGCCGUCCUCGGGGGCUCCGGAGCUGCCGGCCCAGGAGACGGCAGAGGACCUGAAAGGCGUUGUUCUGUCAGAGGACCAGCCUGAGGGCAUCGUGUCCACCUCCCCAGGCAUGAAGUCGGAGAGCCAAGCCUCCCGGGGUCAUGUGCCAGAGCCCAGGCCCGCAGACCCGGGGCAGCAGGCCACCAUGACAGGAGGGAAGGAGGCCCACUGUGCCCCUGGCCAGCGCCCCCGCCGUGGCUCUGAGUGUGGCCUGGGGUGCCCCGCAGCCCCAAGGAUGCCGCGUCUGUCGCUGUCACAAUCUGACGUGUCCGUCCAGCCAUGGGGCAGGUGCCCAGCUCUCACCCCGCAGUCCGGGGUUACCCCUGGCCCCGGCAGGCCGCAGCCACCCGAAGGGUCACCCCACAAUAGCCCGGGCAGCAGCCGCUGCGAGUAUGACACAGUCCUGGCCCGCACACCCGUCACACCUGGCACACCUGGCCAGGCCCAGGAGGCCACCAGCUCAGAUGGUGAGGUGGCAGUGACCCUCGUCGACCCCUCCCAGCCCGGGGACCCCCCAAGUCUGCACGAGCCCGUCAGGAUAGUCAUCACCAUGAGCAGCACCCCAAGCUCCGGGAGUGAGCCGGACAGCACGCUGCACGCGAGGGUGACCAGCUCGGACAGGCUGGACGCCGAGCUUGCAGGAGACCCUGGGCACGCCCAGAUCCCCCUGAUCACGCUCCAGCUAACGGAGGAUGGAGCAGGAGGGACCCCGAACACGGUGGCUGUGGUGUGCUCCACCCAGUGCCCUGGGCCCUGCUCGUGUGACACCCAGGGACCAGGCAGUGCACCCACUCCGCCCUCAGCCAGCGUGGACCCUGAGGCUGGCAAGAGCAGGGAGGCCCAGGCCAACCUCGACCCGGCCUCCUGUAGGGGCAGCCACGAGAAGAGGCAUGCGCGUGUGCUCAGCGUGGACAGCGGGACCGACGUCUUCCUGAGCAGGAGCACCCGGGAGGUGGCGAGCGAGGGCGAGAAGCCCAUCCCCACGUCCAAGUCAGACCUGGAGGCCAAGGAUGGACACACCCCGCCCGAGUCCAACUUCCUGGAGUUUGUCUCCCUGCUGGAGUCCGUCAGCUCGGCCAAGGUGCCUGAGGCUGCUGUGGGGACUGGAGUGCAGCUGGGAGUGGAAGAUCAUACUUCUCCAGGAACCAAGGAGGAAGCUGUGGAGAGCGAGAGGCCCAGUGGAUGUGACGCCCGGCCAGGAAAGCCAUGCUUGCCAGGACAAGACCACGCAAAUGCCAGCCCGGUGCUCAUGCAGCCAGCCAAGGGCACAGCGCUUUUGCAGGGCAGCCGGCAGAGGCAGAUCAUCUACAGGGUGACUUCCCAACAGGACAGCUCGGUGCUGCAGGUCAUCAGCGGCCCCGACACAUCCGUGCAGGAGGAGGUGUCCCUGGACGCCAUGCAUGUCUUCAUCGGCGAGAACGGAGAAAUCAGAUCCUGUUACUUAAAGUCUGCAAACCAGAAGGAUGGCUCCUCGGGGCAGCACGCUCCCUCGAACCUGGACUGUGUGUCUCGGGCCAGAGACGCUCUGCUCAGCUCGUCCAGCACCAACACUUCUGGGAGCCCCGACCCGUCCUCGGGGGACCCCGCGCUCGGCGCCCUCCAGCAGCAGCUGUUGCUCAUGGUGGCUCGGAGGACACACUCGGAGACCCCUCGGCCCGUGAGUCAGGACGCGGAAGACUCGUCCCACUCCUCCGGGAAGUUUAGCCGCGAGCAGUUUCACAAGUUCCUCAUCUUCCCCGGGAAGUGGAUCAAAGUGUGGUACGACCGGCUCACCUUGCUGGCCCUGCUGGAUCGGACUGAGGACGUGGCGGAGAACAUGGCGGCGGUUGUGCUCGGCGUCCUGGUCUCACUCCUGGGCUUUCUCACGCUCAGUCGUGGCUUCUGCAAAGACCUGUGGGUCGUGCUCUUCUGUGUGGUGAUGGCGAGCUGCCAGUACUCCCUGCUCAAGAGCGUCCAGCCCGACCCUGCCUCACCAAUACAUGGACACAACCCUGUCAUCGCCUACAGUCGGCCAGUCUACUUCUGCAUGCUCUGCGGCCUCGUCCUGCUGCUGGAUGCCUGGGCUGAGGCCAGCCAGCCCCACCACGCCGUGUACGGCCUGAAGCUCCUCACGCCAGAGUCUCUGCGGGCAGCCCGGGACCACCUGGUCGUAUUUCUCUGCUGCUUCCCCGUGCUCUCCCUGCUGGGACUCUUCCCCCAGAUCAACACCUUCUGCACCUACCUCCUGGAGCAGACAGACAUGCUGCUCUUCGGGGGCUCGGCCGUUUCCGGGAUCCUGUCAGCCGUGUACAGCGUGGGCCGGAGUGUCCUGGCAGCAGCCCUGCUCCACGCCUUCUGCUUCAGCGCUGUGAAAGAGCCCUGGAGCACGCAGCACAUCCCCGCGCUGUUCUCCGCCUUCUGUGGCCUCUUGGUCGCGCUGUCCUACCACCUGAGCCGGCAGAGCAGCGACCCGGCUGUGCUCCUGUCCCUUGUCCAGUGCAGCCUGCUUCCUCAAUGUCUCCGCCAGAAGCUGGAGGAGCCAGCCGCCAACCCCGUCCCUCAGGGAGCCAAGGACUCUGUGAAGGACAUUCUCAGGUCUGACCUGGUCGUGUGUGCAGCGGCCGCCAUCCUGUCCUUCGCUGUCAGUGCCAGCACCGUCUUCCUGUCCUUACGGCCGUUCCUCAGCAUCGUGCUCUUCGUCCUGGCGGGCACCGUGGGCCUCAUCACGCACCACCUGCUGCCUCAGCUCCGCAAACACCACCCCUGGAUGUGGGUGUCACACCCAGUGCUCAGGAGCAGGGAGUACCAGCAGCGGGAAGCCACAGACGUGGCUCAGCUGAUGUGGUUUGAGAGGCUCCACGUGUGGCUUCAGUGCUUUGAGAAGUACCUCCUGUACCCGGCCAUCGUCCUGAACGCCCUCACCCUCGACGCCUUCUCCAUAAGCAACUACAGGAGGCUGGGGACCCACUGGGACAUCUUCCUGAUGACCACCGCGGGCAUGAAGCUGCUGAGGACGUCCUUCUGCAACCCCGUUCAUCAGUUUGCCAACCUGGGCUUCACCGUCAUCUUUUUCCACUUCGACUACAAAGACGUCUCUGAGAGCUUCCUCCUGGAUUUCUUCCUGGUGUCCAUUGUGUUCACCAAGCUGGAGGACCUGCUUUACAAGCUGCAGUUUGUGCUGGCCUACGUGGCCCCGUGGCAGAUGGCCUGGGGGUCCUCCUUCCACGUCUUCGCCCAGCUCUUCGCCAUCCCACACUCUGCCAUGCUCUUCUUCCAGACCCUCGCCACCGCCAUCUUCUCCACACCCCUGAGCCCCUUCCUGGGCAGCGUCAUCUUCAUCACAUCCUACGCCCGGCCCGUGAAGUUCUGGGAGAGGAACUACAAUACGAGGCGCGUGGACAAUUCCAACACCAGACUGGCCGUGCAAAUGGAGAGAGACCCAGGGAGCGAUGACAACAACCUCAACUCCAUCUUCUAUGAGCACCUGACCCGGGCGCUGCAGGAGUCGCUCUGCGGGGACCUGGUGCUGGGCCGCUGGGGGAAUUACAGCUCCGGAGACUGCUUCAUCUUGGCUUCGGAUGACCUCAACGCCUUCGUCCAUCUGAUCGAAAUUGGCAACGGUCUUGUCACCUUUCAGCUUCGAGGCCUGGAGUUCCGAGGCACCUACUGCCAGCAGCGGGAGGUGGAAGCCAUCCUGGAGGGUGACGAGGACGACCGAGGCUGCUGCUGCUGCAGGCCUGGCCACCUGCCCCACCUGCUGUCCUGCAACGCGGCCUUCCACCUGCGCUGGCUCACCUGGGAGGUCACGCGCACACAGUACAUCCUGCAGGGCUACAGCAUCCUCGACAACAACGCGGCCACCAUGCUGCAGGUGUUUGACCUCCGCAGGGCGCUCGUCCGCUUCUACAUCAAGAGCAUAAUCUACUACCUGGCGGCCUCCCCGAAGCUGCUCGCGUGGGUCAAGAACGAGGCCCUGCUGAGGUCCCUCCAGCCGUUCGCCAAGUGGCACCACAUCGAGCGGGACGCCGCGAUGUUCAGCGUCAACACGGACGACGACUACGUGCCGUGUCUCCAGGGCAUCACGAGGGCCAGCUACUGCAACGCCUUCCUGGAGUGGAUUCAGUUCUGCGCUGGGAAGAGGCAGGAGCUCUCCAAGGCCCUGGACCACGUGGACAGCGAUGAGGACUCACCUCUGGUGACACUUUCCUUCGCCCUGUGCAUUCUGGGAAGGCGAGCUCUGGGAACAGCAGCACACAGUAUGGCCAUGAGCCUGGACUCCUUCCUGUACGGGCUGCACGCCCUCUUCAAGGGCGACUUCCGGGUCACCACUCGAGACGAGUGGGUGUUUGCUGACAUGGACCUGCUGCACAGGGUCGUUGUUCCUGCCGUCCGCAUGUCCCUGAAACUGCACCAGGACCAGUUCACCUGCCCGGACGAGUACGAGGAGCCCGCGGUUCUCUACGAAGCCAUCCGGGCCUUCGAGAAGAAGGUGGUCAUCUGCCACGAGGGGGACCCGGCCUGGAGAGCCGCGGUGCUGUCCAACCAGGAGGAGCUGCUGACCCUGAGGCACGUGGUGGACGAGGGCGCCGACGAGUACAAGGUCAUCAUGCUGCACAGGGGCUUCCUGAGCUUCAAGGUCAUCAAGGUGAACAGGGAGUGCGUGCGGGGCCUCUGGGCCGGGCAGCAGCAGGAGCUCAUCUUCCUGCGCAACCGCAACCCGGAGCGCGGCAGCAUCCAGAACAACAAGCAGGUCCUGCGCAACCUCAUCAACUCGUCCUGCGACCAGCCCCUGGGCUACCCCAUGUUCGUGUCGCCGCUGACCACGUCCUACCUCGGCACGCACACGCAGCUGCGGAGCGUCUGGGGCGGGCCUGUCACCCUGGACCGCGUGAGGUCGUGGCUCCAGGCCAGGUGGCUGAGGAUGAGGAAGGACUGCAGUGUGGGCCAGCGGAGCGGGGGCAACAUCGAAGACGCGGAUGCCGGGGCGCCGGCGGCAGGCGGCAGCAGCGCCCCUAGUGGAGAGAGCCGCGACAGCAGCACAGAACAGCCCCGGCGAGGCGCCCAGUGGGCCUCACCCCGGGGAAGGGCGCCGAGGGCAGGCCGGAGGAAGGGCAGGAGCCACUCCGUCCAGGCACACUCAGCAGUGAGCCAGAGGCCACCUCAUCUGAGCUCCUCGGGUCCCAUCCUGGAGAGCCACCAGGCCUUCCUCCAGACGUCCACGUCUGUGCACGAGCUGGCCCAGCGGCCCUCGGGCAGCCGGCUCUCCCUGCCCACCUCCGCGGCCUCCCUGCAUGCCCAGCCACCUCCCGUCACGACCACGGGCCACCUGAGUGUCCGAGAGCGGGCCGAGGCGCUCAUUCGGUCUAGCCUGGGCUCCUCAACCAGCUCCACUCUCAGCUUCCUCUUUGGCAAAAGGAGCUUCUCCAGCGCACUGGUCAUAUCCGGCCUCUCUGCCGCAGAGGGCGGCAACACCAGUGACACACAGUCUUCCAGCAGCGUCAACAUCGUGAUGGGCCCUUCUGCCAGGGCCGCUGGCCGCGCUGCUCGGCACUUCUCUGAUCCGUGCGAGCCCAGUGACAGCCCGGAGCAGGAGCGGCUCCGAGAUGCGCGCCUGGCGGAGGCUGGGACCGUGGGCGUGCUGUGCCGGAGGGCCAGCCAGGAGGACAUGGGCCUGGACGACACGGGCUCCCAGCAGAGCGCCUCGGACGAGCAGUAGUGGGACCCGGGGACCCCGGCCACUUGGCCCUCCCCGGGGAGAGGAGGGCUGCCAAGAGCAGUCGUUUAUCUCAGGUUUGAAACACUUGCUCAGGGGGCGGUGGACGCCGGGCCUCAGUCAGGCACUGGCUGGACGCUUCUCCGAAAGCCACGCCCAUCUUAAAGCAGCCCUGUGAGUAGGACGGUGACCACCCCCUCCUGGGCAGGUAAAAUUAGAGCAGCCCUGUGGCAGGUUACUGUCACCGAGAGCACUGGGCACAGCCCCGGAGCCGGACGCAUCUGGUCACACCAGCAGGUCACAGGCUCACUCAAGGCCACCUGGAAAGGGCCCGUUCUCCACCGCCUUCGCAGAGCUGUAGGUGCAAGCCACUAGCAACAGCUGAUCCAGGAGAGCCCAGAGGCGACACGCUCCACCCUCUGCUCCUCAGGGUUCUGGCCCUAUGGACCCCCGCGUGCUUCCCAGGAAUGCAUGCCCGUCUUCCGAGCUGAACACGCUGUACUGUACAUGAGCACAUUUGCACACACCGUUGUUUUAGGGAUUAAAAUGUUUACAGU
Molecule: messenger RNA, 6969 nt
Organism: Meriones unguiculatus (Mongolian gerbil)
Lineage: Eukaryota; Metazoa; Chordata; Mammalia; Rodentia; Muridae
Gene: Pcnx2
Product: pecanex 2
Exons: 34
Coding region: 218-6415 (2065 amino acids)
Cellular component (GO): membrane
Source: RefSeq, a predicted model, not a curated record